CGGCUAAUCUUACUGUACUCUGCGACUCUCAAGCUCGCGCUACUCGCUACAGAAUACAGAACGAUUCAUAGUCACUGCACACGCAAGCGCGGUAGGGUCCAAUCUUCCAAGCGAAUGGACUGCGGACAUUCUCAACCUUGACUCUACAAGAGCAGAGAAGUAGCGCAUCUACUAGCUCUUGCAACCGAUGAUCGGCAUGCCAGAGUCCUGCUCAAUGUCUUUGAUCCAAGCGUCUUCUCCGCGUCGUUCACAGAACCAGCUCGACAGCCUCGAGCUGACAUCGCAGCAGGUACAGCCAACAACGAACCGAUAGCUUCAUCCGACAGCGUCUCCACCUUUUCUGAUACACUACGCUGUGUCUGGCGCAUUCAGGAGGACGAUCCAGACCAAUUUGAACGCCUUGCACACGAUAUUCGCAUGAUGAAGUCACCAGCCCGAAUACCACGACGCGUGUCACAGGAUGAUUCCAACCGUACUGAGAUUCAGGCUGUCCAAUCGAUUUGCAAAGUGUUGUGUCUGUGGCUACCAAGCCCGUCAACCAACAUGCAGUGGAGUGCUAUCCUCAGCGCUGCUCGCCACUGCAGGGAUGCAAAUGAUUUUCUCAAGGAUGAGCAAGGCAAUACCAUCAGCUGGCAACAACGCGACAAUGCCGAGCUGAGAAAGGCAGUUCGUCAUCUUGAACGGGACUUUCCGUCGCUUGCUAGGCCACAAGCGAAGUAGAUCUCCAUAGCAAUCUAUCAGCAUGGUACCAAGAAUCUGCAAGUUGCCGUACGUGAUGACGCCCAACAAUCUACGCAACGGCUUCCUAUUGACUACAGCAGUCGCGGUACAAGAAAGGUCCGCUGGAGGCUGAGCAGCAGGAGAAUGGCGAUGAAAACGGCACACAGGCACGACAAGCACGUCGCAAUGCACAAGACCCACACUGCGAGCAAAACAACGACACGCAGGCACGACAAGCACUCCGCAACGCACCAAACAAAGGCGACGAGAGCGAUACAGGAACAGCUCAACCACGUCGAACGGUACACUACUUGUGCUCUCGCUGGUCUUGUAUUUUAUUGACUACUACGGGGCAAACGCAGCCGGCCAAAGACUGCCAAAGCUCAGCUGCUGUAGGCUGCAGCAAAUGACAGUGACACCAAACCGCCACUGCCAGCGAG
Messenger RNA from Protomyces lactucae-debilis, 1160 nucleotides. RefSeq lists its product as uncharacterized. The record is from RefSeq and is a predicted model, not a curated record. Bases 418 to 720 code for a protein of 100 amino acids. NCBI's taxonomy places the organism in Eukaryota, Fungi, Ascomycota, Taphrinomycetes, Taphrinales, Protomycetaceae. The transcript has a single exon.